This is a messenger RNA of Lathyrus oleraceus (garden pea), 1036 nucleotides long. RefSeq lists its product as uncharacterized. NCBI's taxonomy places the organism in Eukaryota, Viridiplantae, Streptophyta, Magnoliopsida, Fabales, Fabaceae. Bases 186 to 872 code for a protein of 228 amino acids. The record is from RefSeq and is a predicted model, not a curated record. The transcript has 7 exons.
UUUUGCUGUUUGAAUUCGCGGGAACGUUUUAUUCGCUGGCGAAAUUCCGAAAAUAGCGGUCUCAAAUUUAAAAAACUAGGGUUUUUCUUGACGGGAUACUUGAGAUUUUAUCCUGCUUUCCGAUUUCUCACUCUUCCGUCUCCGUCUCCGGCUAAUUCCAUCUCAGGCUCUCUACAUUUUCUCCGAUGGUUGAGAAGUUGAAUGCAAUGGCGAAAAAGCAUGAAAAAAGGCCAGCUGUAUUGCCAAACAGUAAAUUCGAAGGAUCUACUUCAAAAGAUCUACUGUGUGAGCACAGAGAUAGUGAUGAUAGUGAAGAUGACACCAGUGCAGACUCUCAAGAUGAAUUAGAAAGUUUCUCUGAUAUUGAUGACCGAGAGAUUGAUCGGUACCUUUUCAAUGAGGAAGAGAAGAAUUACAAGAAGAAAAUAUGGGAAAACUCGAACCGCGAGUAUCUUUUGGAGCAAGUAGCCAAGGAAUUAGCUGCAGCAAUGCCAAAAUCCAGAAAGGGAAUGAAACAGAGACAAGCUCAACAAGCAAAAAAUUCAGAGCCUGCUCAAUCUGCUGCAGUGGCCACUUGCCAAACGGUGAAAACAAAGAGGCUCAGUAGCAAAGUCAAUCACGAUUGCCUGGCAAAGUUAUUUGAAGAUGAACCGGCAGGUGAGCGUAAUCCCAAGAGAGUACGAUUUGAUCUACCUUCGGAUAAUCACAGCAAAUUUCAGUCUAAGGUUGACGAUGACCAAGAGGAUGGUGAGCUGGGAUCAGGGAAUUAUUAUGAGGAUGGUGACAAAGAUUGGUAUAAUAAUGAAAAUAUGGAUGAAACAUAUUACCCUGAUGAAGAUGGUUAUAAUUAUUAUGAUGAUGAUCAUUACUGAUAAAUUGCUAAAUACUGUUUCUAUUGCAAUCCAUAUUCAACAUGGCUGGAAGCAAGGGAACAGAAGAUUUUUGAGUUUUUUGGAUGUUGAACUGUCUCUAUUUUGUAAGCUGUGGCAUCACUAGGUGACUAAUGAGUACCGAUAUUUUUGGUGAGUCUUAAUAA